UCAUUUUGCGUAAACGCUGCGGUAUUUAACGCUCGCUCGAGAAAAGCAAAUUCAAAGCAGCUGUCAGGAUAGGACUUUCAGGAGGGGGUGGAUGCUGUAAAAGGUAUAAGAAAAACCUUUGUAAAUAAGCUGAUAUCUUCAGUAUCAGUGGCCCGAGUAGUUCAGUUAUACUGCUUUGGCCAUACAGUUAACUUCAGUUGUAAUAUUCUCGUACCGCACCUAUCCAGUUGUCUUCAAAUUCUGAUUCUAAUUUCUGUGGCCUCAUCGUGACAAUGUUCAUUUCCAUUACAAAGCUUGGCACUUCUCAUAGUGUUCACUGAGCUAACACACGUUGCGCGAAAUCUGGCACUUCGUGCCUAAAAAACACACGCUCUUCUUCCUUUGCGUCACCUGUUGAGAUAAACGUGGCGCGAAUCUGCGAAAUAAGCUCGUUGACUCUCUCCUGUCGGCUGCAGCAGGUGCGUUUGAACAAGGUUUUCAGAUCACUUUACCAAUCUAUUCCAAUUUCCUGACCGUGUGUAGACAGAUUCAAGCAACUCAAACACAGCAUUUUCAAGCCAUGCAGGUGAGUUAACAACAGUGGUCAAUAAAUUCUCAAGCAUUUUGUCGUUUUAACCACAUUGCUUCGGCACCGCUAGAAAGCAUCAUGAAGUGGCUAUGCGCUCUCGUUCUGUGUGCAGUGGCGUUCGCCAUGAGUCCCGAAGAGAAUCGCAAUAACCGAGAGCUGUUCGAGGGAGACAUGAGGCUAACCCCUGAACAACGCCGCGUCGUGUCCGGACUAAAAAGAGCUGCAACUAGAAAUACAAGGAAACUCUGGCCUAAGGGUGUAUUGUAUUACGUUAUUGACGGAACUCUAGCUGGACAGAGUCGAGCUAGGUCGGCCAUUAACCAAGCCAUUAACGAGUACAAGAGGUUAACUUGCAUCAGACUCCAAAGAAGAACAAACCAGAGAGACUACGUAAGCUUUAGAUCAGGCGGUGGGUGUGCAUCAUGGGUAGGAAAAAGAGGAGGUAAGCAAGAUAUCUGGCUUGCACCUGGAUGCUGGACCAAGGGGAUUGUUGUUCAUGAAAUUGGACACGCUUUGGGAUUCUACCACGAACAAUCACGUCCUGACAGGGACAAGUUCGUCACAAUUUUGUUUCAAAACAUCAUACCACGCUUCCAGAGCCAGUUCAGGAAGAUAAGUGGGAGAGCGAUUAAUACCUUUAAUUUUCCUUAUGAUUACGGGAGUGUGAUGCAUUACGGACCCACGUUUUUCUCCAAAAACGGCAAACCAACAAUCGUGCCAAAACGAGCAGGGGCUAGAAUUGGUCAGCGAAAUGGUCUCAGUCCAUCUGAUCGUAACCAGUUGACCCGUCUUUACCAAUCGUGCAGAGUUGGUUAAUAGCUUAUUUUCAAAGUCUGAGGUCAUUUGCAAGUGGAAAUAAGACAAAUAAUCUCAAAAGACAUAAAGUAAACUAAAUGGAAUGGAAAUAUAGCUUAAAAUAAAAUAGAAUAAAAGCAGUGGAAACGGUAAAUUUGCGUCCUUCAUGUAAUAGGACAAAUAAUCUUAGAAGACAUAACGUGACUAAAUGGAAUGGAAAUAUAACUUUAAAUAGAAUAGAAUUAAAGCAUUGGAA
Molecule: messenger RNA, 1619 nt
Organism: Orbicella faveolata
Lineage: Eukaryota; Metazoa; Cnidaria; Anthozoa; Scleractinia; Merulinidae
Product: blastula protease 10-like
Biological process (GO): proteolysis
Molecular function (GO): metalloendopeptidase activity; zinc ion binding
Source: RefSeq, a predicted model, not a curated record